Molecule: messenger RNA, 609 nt
Organism: Mollisia scopiformis
Lineage: Eukaryota; Fungi; Ascomycota; Leotiomycetes; Helotiales; Mollisiaceae
Exons: 3
Coding region: 1-609 (202 amino acids)
Cellular component (GO): mitochondrion
Molecular function (GO): structural constituent of ribosome
Source: RefSeq, a predicted model, not a curated record
AUGCCCAGUAUAGUAAAGCGGAUGAGAGCGUUGAGAGCUCAGCUGCUCGCCGUAAGACUAGGUCCAGGAGCAGCCAUACUACCUCCUGAAGUAACACGGAUACACAUGAACUUCGCCAUCGGCGUCGAAGACGGACAUUACGGCUCCAGGAAAUUCUGGCGCAACUGCCUCCCCCGAUUAAAAUACCACAACCCCGCGAUCCCCAUGACCGUAUCCCGCACAGCAGACCAACUCGGCCCCGCCCUCAUGACCGUACACUUCAUCAGCGCCGCCGAAGCCGCGAGCACCAAGCCCGAGAUCUCGUCCACGACCUCGAAACACACUUCUACCGGCCCAGUCCCGGAGUCGAAAGCUGGUUCCAGUACGCAGAGGACGGAGACGAUAAAUAUGAAGCACCGAGAGGAGUCCGAGAUUUUGGAGCAGUUGUUGAAGCUCACGAGGGCAAAGGUGGUGACGCCGACUCCUGAAGAGACGCGGCAGAUUCGAGAGAUGGAAGAGCAGAAUGCGAGGAGUGCGAGGGAUGCGGCUAUGAUGCAGGCGGAGAAUGCGAAAAGGAAACGGGAAGAGGAGAUCCUUAGACAGGCUAGAGGGACGAUUGACACGAAUUAA